CUCUGCCUUGGGGUGGUCUUGCAUACCAUCUAGUCUCUUUCAUUUCUUUCCCUAUACCGCUAAAUCAUGCAUGAUCCCGACAAAGGCCUCAAAGAAGAAGAUUCACAAGAUCUCUCGAGGGACGUCGAUAGAGACAAGGAGAAAGAGAAGGAAAAGGACAAGAAUUCGAAGUCAAAGGGUGCUGCAAAGACCAAGGACCUGUCCCAUGUUCCCUGCAAAUUUUUCAAGGUGGGAUCCUGUACCGCCGGCUCUUCUUGUCCCUUCUCGCAUACUGUUUUGGAACCCGGCCAACCGAAGGAGGUAUGCGCUUGGUUUGUGAAAGGGAACUGCAAAUUCGGGCACAAGUGCGCCUUGGCACAUGUUCUUCCUGGUCAGAGCAUGUCGAUGGACAGGAAGAACAAGAAAGCGGCUCAGGCCGCAGCUAGCGCAGGGAACUCGUCAGGACGCGAAGGACAUAGAUCUGGUCGAUCUCAGAAGAGCGGCGGACAAGGCUCGCAGAACAGCAGCUCAGGUUCUCGUGGCUCUUUGCUCUCCGGCUCAACUGCACCAACACGUUCCCUCUCGUCUUCGCGUUCAGGGAUACCAAUGCCCCUCAAAGCUACGCUGUCCCCGUCUGCCCCCGCUCCCCCCGUUCAAAACACAGAUUUUGCGUCGUUUGGCCUACCUGACGAGAGUAACAAGCUCCCCAGCGCCCCCGCCCA
Molecule: messenger RNA, 701 nt
Organism: Phanerochaete carnosa HHB-10118-sp
Lineage: Eukaryota; Fungi; Basidiomycota; Agaricomycetes; Polyporales; Phanerochaetaceae
Exons: 2
Biological process (GO): protein polyubiquitination
Molecular function (GO): metal ion binding; ubiquitin protein ligase activity
Source: RefSeq, a predicted model, not a curated record